UAACCAUAGUGUAUUUGCUAUUUGUUAAUUUCCUUCGCUGAAAAAAUGAACCCUUUUAGCUUCCAAGUUUUCAGUGGACUAUUUGUACUUUUUGUUUGUGUUUAUUCAGAGAAAUCUCCUGAAGCUCAACUCGUUACGAUGACAAAAAGUGAAUUGGAGGAAAUAGUGCAUUGUCUUUCAGAAUCAAAAAAUCAACGUUUGUGCGACAGGUUUCAGAUUUGCAACACGCUUAUGCCAGAACAGGUAAAAAUGGCUCUUUUCAAAUGUGAAAGAAUAAUUGACCCAAGUGGAAAGAGAAGAUGUAACGAAAAGGAAAAACUAUAUUCCUCUCGAGAGGUAUUUUCAAAGAUAUUUGAUUGCAUCAGCCAAAAUGCCUUUAAGUUUACCGCAGAGGAAAGUAGGAAAAUGGUGGAGUUUGAGACAUGUGCCAGAAAUCUUUACGUCGGAAACUGCAAACUACUGGCUAGAGAGAAAAAGGGAAAUUAAAACCUUAUGAAAACAUUUUAAAAUGAAUAUGCGUUGUCAUUAUUUCAAUAUUUGAAAUAAUUCAAUCGCUCAAGUUUAUUUGUUGAAAAUAUUGAUGAUUUUUUUGAAAAAAAUUAUUCAU
This is a messenger RNA of Argiope bruennichi, 607 nucleotides long. RefSeq lists its product as uncharacterized. Bases 46 to 486 code for a protein of 146 amino acids. NCBI's taxonomy places the organism in Eukaryota, Metazoa, Arthropoda, Arachnida, Araneae, Araneidae. The record is from RefSeq and is a predicted model, not a curated record. The transcript has 6 exons.